Molecule: messenger RNA, 1743 nt
Organism: Adineta ricciae
Lineage: Eukaryota; Metazoa; Rotifera; Eurotatoria; Adinetida; Adinetidae
Source: the annotation of a GenBank genome assembly
AUGAAGCGUCUAACAAAAACACAUCAUAUCACUCCUGGCACACCAUUUUUGUUGCAUGUAGAUCACAAUGUAUUUCCUCGUGAUCUUCAUCUGUCGAAUAAAUAUGCGAAAGACUCAUUUUCAAGCGUUGCCAAUCUUUUCAUAGCCGACAGGAAGUAUUUUGAUCCUGAAUUUCUUCCUGCACUUUCGAGUAUUACACAAAGAAAAGAAGAAACAUCGUUCAAUGAUUUUGAAUAUGGAUCCAAUGUAACACGAUGGCUACGUCCUGAGCAAAUUCGAUGGUCUAAGGAAAGUCAACAGUAUCCAUUAUCUAUAUUCAAUGACCCGCAUUCGAAAGACAUUAUUCAGGGUCGUCUUGGUGACUGUUGGUUGAUAUCUGCAUUGGCACUAAUCGCUGAUAUACCAGAAAUAUUAUAUAAAAUUAUGAUUACAAAACAAUAUAAUCCAGCCGGACUUUACAAAAUUCGUUUGUGCAACCGAGGAAUUUGGCGAACUGUUACGAUCGAUGAUCUGUUACCUGUCUCAGAAUUUGAUACACUUGCGUUUACACGAAGUCUGAAAAAACAGUUGUUCGCUUCAUUGAUCGAGAAAGCAUUGGCGAAAAUGUAUGGAAGUUACAAAGCGCUUGAAUCUGGACGAUGUGUAGAAGGUUUGCAGAUAUUAACCGGUGAACCGUGUGAAGUAUUUUCAUUGCACUCUGUUGAGUCGAAAAAGAAGGCAAAUCUUGAUAUUUUAUGGACAAAUAUCGUUCAAUCACAGGCGAAAGGUCUAGAGCCAGAUCAUGCGUACAGUAUCCUUGAUGUACGACAAGUUGCUUCUCGAAGAUUUGUUCGAUUGCGUAACCCGUGGGGAAUGAAAGAACGACGUUUUAGAUCGACAGACAAUGAUGGUGUGUUCUGGAUGCCCUGGGAAGCUAUGUCUUUACUCUUCAGUGAGAUUACCAUUUGUAAAAUCAAUGCAAGUGGAUAUAAGAUUCGUAAGAGAGGGCAAUUCAGUGACUUUUCUUCGAAAGUAACAUCAGCGUACAACCUGCAUUGUUCGUACGAAACUGAACUUAAUAUUGAAUUGUUCAACCCCGUUAACACCAUAACCGAUAAUCAGUCAAAUGAUCCGGCUAUCGAUCUGUUCUUGAUUGUACUUUGUUCCGAUGGUACUUGCAAACAAUAUAAGCACAGUCUUGAUUACUAUGUGACCCUAUCGAUAACAGUACCUUCUGGUCAAUACGUAAUACUCGCUGGAUCAAUGUCCGUAGUUAACUACUCGAUAUAUUCAAAAUUUAAUUUGGUUGUACAUGCCGAUCAACCGUUUGUUCUUAAAGAACAACCAGCAUCCUAUGAAUUGGUUGCAAAUGCAUUCCAUGCAGUUGCCCUUCAAUCUAAUAAUCGAAAAGUAUUUGGAGAUGGCGUAUCGAUUCUGACAUUCGACGACAAUGGAUGCUUUGGCUUCAUUUGUGAAAAUCGAUCAAAUCGAGCCAUUCGUUUUGCUAGCGAUUUUCAUGGUUCUAUCAAUGUUCUACCUUCAAGAAAAACGCUUCGGACGAAUGAUAUUAUUCCAGCUCGAACCAGGCAACUUUUCGCAAUAUACACACGAAAGGUGAUGUCUGACGAUGUUAAUAUCGUCUACCAAGUAGAGUAUAGCUCGUUGAACACAGCGACACCUGGUGUUGAUCACACUUGCGCAAGAAACACCCCGCCUAUAUCUGUCCAAGCGUUUGGUCUUCACGUACCGAAGCCUAUUUACUGA